Messenger RNA from Scedosporium apiospermum, 441 nucleotides. RefSeq lists its product as uncharacterized. Bases 1 to 441 code for a protein of 146 amino acids. Gene Ontology annotation, cellular component: fungal-type vacuole lumen; fungal-type vacuole membrane. Gene Ontology annotation, molecular function: ubiquitin protein ligase binding. The record is from RefSeq and is a predicted model, not a curated record. Lineage: Eukaryota; Fungi; Ascomycota; Sordariomycetes; Microascales; Microascaceae. The transcript has 3 exons. Gene Ontology annotation, biological process: endosome transport via multivesicular body sorting pathway.
AUGUGUACCCCAGACAUCUUCCUCGGCAUCCUCGCCAUUCUCUUCCCUCCUCUACCAGUCUGGGUAAAGCGUGGCAUCUGCUCCACCGACUCCCUGAUCAACAUCCUUCUCCUCUGCCUUGGCUACAUCCCCGGCCUCCUCCAUGCGUGGUACAUCAUCGCAAAAUACCCCGAUCCGAUCUUCGAAUAUGAUACCAUAGACCAGGAGGACGGAAGUCGUGUGACAUACGUCGUCAUCCAGAGUCCCGCUACAAGCCCGCCUCCUCGCCAGCCGCACAUCUCUUAUGGAACCGUCGCCCCUGCACCGCAGUCUGCUCCACACUCUGCUCCUCAGCAGAGCCCCAAUGUCCAUGCCAAUGCUGAAGGUUCUAGCAGCAAUGCGCCCUGCCCUCCAAGUUACGCCGAGGUUGUAGCUGGAGACAACAAGAUUCAGGCUCCUUAA